Molecule: messenger RNA, 1770 nt
Organism: Naumovozyma dairenensis CBS 421
Lineage: Eukaryota; Fungi; Ascomycota; Saccharomycetes; Saccharomycetales; Saccharomycetaceae
Gene: EFM1
Product: protein-lysine N-methyltransferase
Exons: 1
Coding region: 1-1770 (589 amino acids)
Biological process (GO): peptidyl-lysine monomethylation
Cellular component (GO): nucleus
Molecular function (GO): protein binding; protein-lysine N-methyltransferase activity
Source: RefSeq, a predicted model, not a curated record
AUGAUGAUCUCAGGAAAAAAAUAUGAUGAUUUCUUUGAAUGGUGCAAAGCUAAUAAUUGUUUCAUCGAUGACAGAAUUUCAUUCAAGUUCACUGAUUCUGCAGGUAUAACCGCUUAUGCUAAUUCAUCAAUUCCUAUUCAACAAACACCAUUGAUAUCUGUGCCAACAAAUCUUUUAUUAACAUAUCAAAAUGCAACUGACUUUUUUAAUUGGUCAAUUGCAAAGGGAGGGAAUUUACCAACAAAUAAUCCAAAUGCUAUAACACAAUUGUAUCUAUCUCAUUUAAAAUUGAAUCCAGAAGCAAAAAAAUCUCAGUGGGAUAAAUACGUAGAAAUAUUAUCAUUGGAUUUAAAUCAACCGUAUUUUUGGACUGUAGAUCAAUUACAACAGUUGAAAGGGACAGAUCUUUAUAUCAAGAUUCAACAAGAUUUUGCUACAAUUAUUCAAGAAUACAUUGAAUUAUUACAAAUCUUAAAGGUAGAUAUACUUGACCAAGAAAAGUUACAAACUGCAACUAUUUCACAUUAUAUCAACUCUCACUUACCGACGCUAUUAGAUGGGAAAUUACCCUGGAAUCAUUUCGUUUCAUACCUUUGGAGUCAUUGUAUUUUCAAGUCAAGAGCAUUCCCUCAAUUAUUAUUGAAUAACGCUGGUAGUGACGUUGGCAAUAUAAAUUUAGCAUUUUUAUUCCCAAUUGUUGAUUUAUUAAACCAUAAGAAUGAUGUCGUAGUGAAAUGGGAGAGCUCAAACGAUAUCAAUAACAAAAAUGACAAUAAAGUACUUACUUUCAUUACGCAAGAAACAUUACAUGUCGGUGAUCAAAUUUUCAAUAAUUACGGUAAUAAGUCCAAUGAAGAAUUAUUAUUAGGAUAUGGAUUCAUUCAAGAAAACAAUAACAAUUAUGAUUAUUCUGAAUUAACUUUAAAACUAAACGAAGAGACUAUCAACGAAUCAUUGAAGUUUUGUGAUUUGCAAAAACAUGAUAAUAUAGUUAAACGAGAUUGUGUUUCCUUUGAAUUGAAUACAAAGGAACCAAUCCCUGAUAAUUUAUUGAAGUUUUUCGGAUUUUUAAGUAAAUUACAAACAGAACAAGUGCUCACAUUAAGAAGCAUAUUAGAUGGGUCAGAUGAGUUAUACUCCAUCUUAUUAUCCAAAUUAGAUUUCUUUAAAAAUCAUAAACUCCCAAGUUCAAAUUUGAAACCAUAUAGAUUGACUAAGCAAUAUUUUAAUUGCCAGAGGAAAAUAUUUCAAAACUCUAUAGACUAUCUGCUAAAGAUCCAAAAAUCCAUUUUAAAAGAGAAUAAUAAUAAUCUUACCUCGAAUCUAGUCUCGUUUAAGACGAUUUUGAAAAAUGAUGAAAUUUUCUUGAAUUCAUUAUUACAAUCAUUUGGUAUUACGAACUUUGAUGAUAUCAUACAGAAAGAUUUUUUAAAGCAGUCCUUAUUAUUAUGGAUAGUUAGAAUGUCUAAUAUUGAAUCAUACCCUUCGAAAGAACAAAAAAAACUAUCAUCAUGGGAUUGGUUAGAUAUUCAAGAAACAUUCCGAGAAGUAGCUAAUUCUAUUGUCAUAGAAAAAGAAGACGUUAUGGAAUUUAUUGAAUUUUAUACCAAUGCAUUUCCUAAGUUAAGUAAUGAAAUUCCUGAAGUUUAUGAUAAAGGUGAUUGGAAAAUAAAACAAUUUAUCAUUGCAGAUACAGUUAUGGACAUAUUAGUUUGGACUAGAAAAUUAACCAAUGAGCCAUUUUUCAUUAAGAAACAACAACCGUUAUAA